Molecule: messenger RNA, 797 nt
Organism: Trachymyrmex septentrionalis
Lineage: Eukaryota; Metazoa; Arthropoda; Insecta; Hymenoptera; Formicidae
Gene: p23
Product: prostaglandin E synthase 3
Exons: 3
Coding region: 100-612 (170 amino acids)
Biological process (GO): protein folding; chaperone-mediated protein complex assembly
Cellular component (GO): cytosol; nucleus
Molecular function (GO): protein-folding chaperone binding; Hsp90 protein binding
Source: RefSeq, a predicted model, not a curated record
AGCGGCCACGAGUGGCGCGCGGCGGUGUCAGCGUGAGUGAGUGCGCUACGUGCGCUGUGUAUUUGUUUCAUUCUCGUUGCAAGCGAAGCUGUCGAAAGCAUGACGCAAGAAAGCCAGAUACCUCCUCCCCCAGUCAUGUGGGCUCAAAGAAAAGAUAUCUUAUAUGUUACUAUCUGCUUAGAAGAUUGUAAAGAUCCUGUUAUUGAAAUCGAACCAGAAAAGAUAUACUUCAAAGGAGAGGGAGGUACAGAUAAAAAAAUGCAUGAAAUUACAAUUAAUCUGUACAAAGAAAUUGAGCCCAGCAAAACCAUAAAAAAUAUGAAGGGUAGGACUUUUGAGUUGAUUCUUGCUAAGAAAGAAGAGGGACCAUAUUGGCCACGAUUAAUUAAAGACAAAACAAAGGCUCACUGGUUAAAGAGCGAUUUUAACAAAUGGAAGGAUGAGGACGAUACCGACGAAGAAGGUAAUCCGCCAGAUUUAGAAGAGAUGAUGCGACAGAUGGGUGGUCUAAGCGGCUCGGGCGAUAGCAAGCCAAAUUUUGAUGAGUUGGAUGAAUUAGGGGACAACGAUGCUGAUAGCGAUGAUGAAGAUCUUCCUGAUUUAUAUGACUAAAGCGAUAAAAAUAAUCACAUCGAUCAAGUAAUUAAUUACAUUAAAGACAAAUGGCAACCUAAGGAUAGUGCACGAACGGGCAAUAUUUCAGUAGGCCUUGCUGUUUGUAUCUUCAAUUGCAAAUUUGUUAAAAUGGCCGUGUUGCUAGUAGCAAACGGGGCGCGUAAACUGGACUGAAAAAAAAA